AUGAGCAAAGACACUGGAAUCGUAGACUUUGACGUCGCUCUAGUACCUAUGCAACUGGAUGCAUUCGUUUUGAAUCCAGCCGUAUGCGGUACAGGCAAAGACGACGAUACAAGCGCACGCAUCUGUCCCAUUACUCAACCCAACUACACAUUCCUCAGACUCGACAGUUUCCUUCUUCAGAGCGAUGUUCAGAAUCAUGUUGCCCUGCACAAUACUGCCCCAGCAUCAAUCAAUUCACGCUUGACUGAUCUCGGUGGUCGUCCCAACCCGACUCCCCUGCGUCAUCGUCAUGGUGUCUAUGUCCACUGGACUCUGCCUCGUUUCUAUAGAUCUGGCGUUUCUGCAACAGAUUCUGUUCCAGAGUCUAGACGCAAGAAAGAAAGGCUUCGUCAUGGGUUGGAUGCGACUUCUGCUCCGCCUGAGGCUAAUUCUACUGGUGGUACGCCGGACUUUUUGCAGCCCCCCACACGAUGGAUUGUCGUUCGAAAGCUUGAGCUUGAUAGUAUUCAACCUUCAAGUGCCAAGGAUGCUUUCAAAGAUCGAGAGUACGAGGCGUGGGUCGUUGAAAGCGAUUUCGUCUGGUCUCUGGAAGAUAUCCCAAAUCGGGCAGAUCUUCAGACAGAUUUUGCGCCGUUCGUGCUUGGACAUGCAGGCACGGAUGUGAACAUCAAUGAACAAGCUGAAGUCUUUAUCGGACGCAAGACUCCACUAGCUGAGUGGACUGAAAACCCAAAUCCUACCGUUGAGCCCCCGGAUAUCAGUCUUCUCCGCAGCGGGAACCAGCUUUUUGCUGAUUUUCAGAUGCACAACACCAAUGUCUUCAGUAUCCUGGACAACUUUGAGUACGGAGAUAAUAAAGAUCCUUCAUAUCUUGACUAUGCCAAGGCUAGCUACUACAUUCUCGGCUGGCACUGGAAGGAUACUGUUGAUCCACUCUGGAACUCUGGUGCCAAUGUUACCCACGGAGAAAGUCUUCAGUCACUUUUCAUGACACUGCAAGGAACUGAUGAGGCAAAUCCUGAUCCUUGGAUGGAAUAUGAAAGCCAGAUUCGUAUUCUUUGCCACAGUUGCAUGUACGAUGUGACUUGGGAUCAUGAGAAUAAACCCAAGAGCGUUCCAGCAGAUGGCUUCAGUGAUCGCCUGCGUGAUCAGAGUCAGGCUGCUAUCGCAGUUGGAACAACUCCCAUGGAUGCACUAUUGGCUUAUUGUCACGCUCGUGCAAACACUGGUGAGAAUUCAGACGACGUCGCCAAGUUGGAAGAAGAUAUCUUGGCACUAGAAUCUCUCCUCCAAGCACGCGACGAUGGUGUAGAAGGACAGCGUGAAGCAAAAGAUUCAGUGUAUAACUGGUCCUACACUCGUUCUCCAGGCGGCACAAAGUAUUUCUUUGCCGAGUCCGAGAAUAGCGCUACCAAUCAACCUACUGAGCCUCCACCCGCAGCUAUUCAGGCGCUCAAUGAAUUGAACCUUACUCAAGCCCUGGUCGACUCAUGCGAGAGAGCCAUGUUGCAGUAUCGCUGGGAUAUGUUUUCACUGUGGUGGAAAUAUGCCAGCGAUUUGGGCCAGAGUGAUCAUCAAGGAAAUGACCAGAAUGAGAAGUUCAAGGCUGAUGCUGCGAGGAUUUCUACCCGCAUCAGAGGACUACAGACCCGUAUUGGAAGUCUUCAAACACGGGUUUCAACUCUGCUUACAAGGCCCUCUCUAUCUACUGUUGAAUCGACUAGUGAGCCUGUCUUUUACGGUGGUAAUGAUCCUACUGUCCUGAUUGGGGGUAUCCCAUCUGGAUGGGCGCUCGAUUAUCUUGAUAACCUUGCUAUUCGCGCACCAUACCAGACCAUCACCGCCGAUCAAUCACUUCCUACCAAUCUCAAUAGCCUUGUGGAUCUUGCUGCGUCCAAGCUACCUGGUAUCCUACGCUCUUCUGCCAAGGAUUUGCUUACCGAGUUUCAUGUCCUCCGUCCUGGAGGCGGUGACUCGGGUACACCAAGCAAAGGCAAAUUCUAUCCUCAGUUCCACGAUCAGUUGACUACUGAUGGUCGCUGGCGAGAUCAGUGGGGAGAUCGUCAGCCCUGGUUUCCACUCUAUGCGGAGUGGGAAGUAGAGUACACACAUAUUCCUUUUGAUUACUGGAAGCUGGAUGAACAUACUGCCCGACACUCUGAGGACAAACUAGUCAGAUAUGGUAUUACUGUUCCAUCAACCAGAGAUCCUCCUCCACCACUAUGGGAAUCUCUUGGGCAGAAGGAUAUUCGUAUCUUAUCAGGAAGAGUACUCAUCCUUCCCCAGCCAAGUUUUGCCUUGGGUGCCAAGAUGAAACAGCUGUUCCACAACACGCCGCCCAGCAUCCUAGAUGAGUAUCUACCAGAGGAACAGCGAAACAAUCUUCUUUCAAACAUUGGUGAACUCUCAUACUUAUCAUCACCACUGUCCGGCUUCACAAGCGGUAUCGUCACCCAAGCAGAAGGCAGCCAUCUAAAACCUGAGAACAAAGUCGUCGGUCCAGAAGGAGAGCUCAGCUACGUUCUCAACGCAGCAGCAUUUAACCAAGCCGGUCUAACGGAAGACAAUCUGAAGCUCAUCAAUGGAAACUCCGCCUUGACGCCUUACGCUGCUCUCGUCAACUUCACCGAUAGUGACAACUGUCCUUUUAAACCUGUCACGCAUGGCCAGUUCAGAUUUCGCAAGUUCAACGUUAUUGAUAAGUUUGGUCAAGCCCUCAUGGCGAUUGAUCAGAAGCCGCGCAGGGAUGGACCACCGCCUGUCUAUCCCUGUAUAAGUAACUUUUAUGCCCCGCAGGAGAUCACUGUGGAUGGGAAAAAGUAUGCCAAUACUGUGAUUCAGGAUAAGUCAGAGCAGUGCGAGUUUCUCCAGUUGCCACCGCAGAUCAAUCAGCCUGCUCGAAUCAAUGCCAAGUUCGUCAGACGCAUUUCGGAUGACCCAGAUCCUGGGUUCAGAGGCUCUGCACCUUGGCGACCAGUGACGGAAUGGGAGUCUCCAAUUUGGGGAUGGGUCAUUACCAACUACGCCGACUACGGUAUACAGCUGUUCUUACCUAAUGGUACUUUUUACCGUGAGGUUCGUGUGGGAGGUCCUUUGGGCACUCUCCAAUCACCCAAGUGGUUACCAUUCAGUCCUGACCCAGAUACCCAACCUACGCCAGAUACUCGUGAACUUGAUGCCCUCAUUUCUAGACUCGCUGAUCCCAAGUAUCUUCUCGGGUUUUGGGGUAUGAUCACUACAGCGCAGCAGAAACUGCCUCCUGCACCAGGUGCUUAUGCACAGUUUCUCAACUCCAUUGUUGGGAAACCACUUGCACUUGUCAACACUGGUUGGUCUGUUGAACUGAGUGGACCGCCUUUUGAGAUUCAGAGUACUCAGGCCAAGGUUAUGGAACCUGAGCGUACUCUGUUGAAAUCGUCGGACCCGAAUGACAAGACUCCGCAUUAUGAGCUUCAGCUACGCCUCGGUAAUGAGGAAGCGGGCUAUGAUGGACUCGUUGGUUACUUUGACACGAGUGAUACUAGCUCUGAUCAAUUGAACUAUGACAAGAUCAAGACAUUCUUCCUUCCAGAUGGAAAGCCUACUGAGCCGUUGAUCGGUCUUGAUGCAAAGGAAUAUCCCAUGUUUGAGCCAUUCUGGCAACCUCCGUUCUCCGAGACUUCAACACCUGACCCCUUCAUCUACGAAGAUAAUCGCAAUACUCGCAUGUCAAUCUUUGGCGCCAUUCUUGAUCCUUUCACGCCCGUCCAUGCAUACUCCUCUUUUCUCCCAGCGGCGGAGUUACUCUUACCACCAUGGACCUGGCAAAAGGCCAUGGACACAAUGACGGCAUUCUUCCACGCAGGACCUUUAACAAUGCCCGUCAACGACGUUCCUGAAUAUCUCGAAGCGGAAACGCUGACCACCAAAAAUUCGCGUGAUAUUCCCAAGCGGAACUUGUUACUCCCUUCUCUUGGUGGUGGAGACUGGAGUUGGUUUCAGCCGUAUGCUGAGGGACAGUCUGCGGGUGGUGAGGAUGGGAACUCUGAGGCGAUCUAUAAUCCGUUUGGGAUUGAGAAGAAGGGGGAUUUGAUGAAGCCUGGUUUUCAGGACGGUCCUUAUACGGCUAUUGAGGGAUUUCUUCAGUUGCGAAAUCCCGUCAUGGCUCCUACGGACCCUUGA
Messenger RNA from Fusarium poae, 4161 nucleotides. RefSeq lists its product as uncharacterized. Lineage: Eukaryota; Fungi; Ascomycota; Sordariomycetes; Hypocreales; Nectriaceae. The transcript has a single exon. The record is from RefSeq and is a predicted model, not a curated record. Bases 1 to 4161 code for a protein of 1386 amino acids.